CCCUCGCGCCCGCCUCGCACCCACAUGGCCCGCAACAAGAGCAAGUCGCGGCAGGCGGCCCUGGGCCUGCACUCCUCCAACGGCGCGGCGCCAUCGGGCUCCAAGAAGCGCGCACUGCCGCCGCUGCCGAGUGCCAAGCGCGCGCGCCAGGAGGUCGGCGAGGUGCAGGAGCGCGCCAGGGAGGUCAAGGCGGGCGCCACCAACGAGCUCGAGCUCGGCCACGAGGUGCUCGCACAGCAGGCCGAGGAGGCGCAGAGCGGCAUCGACGGCGAGGAGCAGGAGCUGCCCGGCGGCGUGCUCGUCGAGGAGCUCGAGACGACGACCGAGACGCUGCUGCGCCUCGUCGGCUGCGCCGACCGCAUCGCGGGCCGGGACUUUCGAGCGUUCCGUAGCGCACUGCACCAGUUCCACACGGCUCACUCUCUCGCCACUGGACUCUCCACCUCGCUGCCCUCGCGCAUCUCCUCCGCGCUGGGCUCUGGCAGAUGGCUAGAUGCGCGCGUGGCUCUUGUCGAGAUGCGCCUGCGCGGACAGAAGCCCAGGCUUGGAGCACUGCAGCGCUGGGUGAGAGAGUGCGACGCCGCCGCGGGCGGAAAGCAGGAGGGAGAGGAAGAGGAGGUCUGGAAGACACUCGAGGAGAUCAUGCGCACAGUCGACCCCUCCGUCGACCGCCAGACUGGAGAAGAGGAGAUCGUGCAGAACAGGAAAGGCGUGCGGCGCAUGAAAGAGUGGGGCAGCAAGAAGGCUAGGGAGCAGCGAGACCUCUGGGAGGAGCUUCAGAACGGGUCCUUGCUGUCCAACGAGAGCCUGGAGGAGCUCCGCGCGCCGUUUCAGGUCCUCGAGACCGUGCCGGGCGCCGCGCGCAAGCCGCCGAACGCUUAUCCGUGCAUCCUCUACCACUCGCCCGUUCAACAUCCUCUCAUCUCCCUGCCCACUCCUGCCGAGCCGGCGACUGGCGCUCCGCAUCCUUUCGUUCCGGGCCUCAGCCUGCUCGAGAACGUGCUCUCGCCGACCGAGGCGCACACGAUCAUCAAGAUGGCCGAGGCCAGGGGCCUCGAGCCCGACGAGCCGCUCGGCAGGGAAGGCGGAGCCAGCACGCUUGCGCACAACCUCGUCUGGAUUAUUCCCGAAGACUAUCACUCGGCAUUCUAUGCGCGCAUUGCCCACCUGCUGCCGGCAGAGCUGGCGGGCAGCAAGCUCGCGGGGAUCAACAGGCGGUGGCGCAUCUACAGAUACCGCCCAGGCGCGCUCUACCGGCCGCAUGUGGAUGGUGCCUGGCCCGCAUCUUCGGUGUCCUACCCGGCAUCGGGCGCGUCUGGCGCCGCCAGCUACGUGUACGACUCGGACCCGCUGCUGUACAGCCGGCUCACCCUGCUCCUCUAUUUGAACGACGGCUUCACCGGCGGGCACACGACCUACUUCCUCCCAGCCACCGACACCCAGGGCGUGCUGGCAUAUCCGCUGCGCCCGACAACAGGCGGCGCGGCCGUAUUCCCGCACGGCAACGCCGACGGCAGUCUCCUGCACGAAGGCAGCGGCGUCGGCCAGGGCGCGAAGUGGGUCGUGCGGACGGAGGUCCUCUACGCUGUCGGGCGUGAUGGCCGAGGCGGGGCGGACAAGUGAGCCUGCUGAGCCGCGCAGACCUCUGCGCGGUGAUGGUUCCUUCUGUGCGUCGUGGCGAUGGUGAAAUUGAGAUCGUGGUAC
Molecule: messenger RNA, 1704 nt
Organism: Tilletiopsis washingtonensis
Lineage: Eukaryota; Fungi; Basidiomycota; Exobasidiomycetes; Entylomatales
Exons: 6
Coding region: 25-1623 (532 amino acids)
Biological process (GO): peptidyl-proline hydroxylation to 4-hydroxy-L-proline
Cellular component (GO): endoplasmic reticulum
Molecular function (GO): procollagen-proline 4-dioxygenase activity; L-ascorbic acid binding; iron ion binding
Source: RefSeq, a predicted model, not a curated record